AUGUAUUUAAGUGAAGUUUCAUCAAACCAACAACUUGAUUUUAAUCAGUUCUGUUAUUCAGGAGUGAUUGCUGAUGAAGGAGAGGUGGAAGUUGGUGAGAAAAGAUCUGUCACUUUUAACUCUGGUCUUACUGAAAUGAUGGAUGAUAGUGUGAUUCAGUGGAGGUCUGGGAGUGAAAACACUUUAAUAGCUGAAAUCAACAAGCGGGCCGACAGCAUGACUGUAUAUGAUGAUGUUCUUGAUGGGAGAUUCAGAGACAGACUGCAGCUGGACAGUCAAACUGGAUCUCUGACCAUCACAAACAUAACAAUAAAACACGCUGGAUGUUAUGAACUGCAGAUCAACGGUGUGAUCAAGACCUUUAAUCUUACUGUCAUCACUCGUCUGCCGGUUCCUGUCAUCAGCAACUCUUCAAACUGUUCUUCAUCAUCAUCAUCAUAUUGUUCAUUGUUGUGUUCAGUGGUGAAUGUGGGUCAUGUGACUCUCUCCUGGUACAAAGGAAACAGUUUAUUGUCCAGCAUCAGUGUGUCUGAUCUCAGCAUCAGUCUCUCUCUACCUCUGGAGGUGGAAUAUCAGGAUAAAAACAGCUACAGCUGUGUGCUCAACAAUCCCAGCAGCAAGCAGACUCAACAUCUGGACAUCAGUCAACUCUGUCACACAUGUUCAGAGUACUCUGAACACUGUUGUGGUUCUACUGAAGCUGUGAUCCGAUUGGUCCUCUCUGCUCUGGUGGGCGUGGCUACUGUCGUUAUUCUGGUUUAUGACAUCAGAUCCAGAAGAGCUGAACAGGAUCCAGCACAGAUUCACUCAUCAGGUGGCUCAUUUCUUCCCUAGAAGAUUAUUUGACAACAAACCAUGACAAAUUCUCACACAAAUGCUCAAAAUGUGAGUGUUUGUCAUGAAAAAUGCUUGAUUACCAAAUAUUGCUUUGCUAAUGCUUGAUUAUGUAAUAUAACAUGCUUUUAUUUUAAUGAUUUUUUUAAUUAUCUAAUCUUCUCAUCCAGUUUGAAAGGCUUUCUAUAAGGAUUUAUAUUUUCU
Messenger RNA from Cyprinus carpio (common carp), 1038 nucleotides. RefSeq lists its product as uncharacterized. Bases 1 to 834 code for a protein of 277 amino acids. Lineage: Eukaryota; Metazoa; Chordata; Actinopteri; Cypriniformes; Cyprinidae. The record is from RefSeq and is a predicted model, not a curated record. The transcript has 5 exons.